UCUUGGCUUACCUAUAGAUCUUUGCCAUAUUUUCCGAUUUCAUCUUAAAUGUUCUCAUUGCCUUCAUAUGGUGCAACGAGUGAUUGUAUUAUUGUGCCACCAGACCCGAUAGACUUAAGGUAUUUCCGACAUAAUCAGAAAAAAUCUUAUGGAUCGAAUGACAAUUGAGUUUGAAAAUUCACUCGGUGUCAGUUUAGUUAUGGUGAUGAUGACUUAAAGACUCGGCAGGUUGUUGUCUACUGAGUCUUUAUUCUCUAAAGAAUAUUCUAAUACCUAUUGAUUAUAAGUUUCCACGAAGCAGCAGCUUAUAGCUUUAUGGACGAAACGUGAACUCAGCGUCGAGUGGGUGUGUAGCCUCUCACUGGCAGCUUUAUAGUAAAUGUUUGUGUAUUUGUGCCGUUUGACAGCUUUACAAGACAAUGGUAAGAAUAAAUUAAGAGUUAAUUUCACGACAAAUGUGAAUGAAAUGGAGGCAACCAUUAUUACAUUAUACUGUAUAACACAUAAAAACUUCACUGAUAGACAGAUAAAUGACUUCUUAAUUUACUUAAUCGUGGUGAUUACACACAAAAAGCAUACUUAGCCACGCUUUUUCCUCCUAGAUAUUACAAUUCUUUCCCAGACAAACUUAGAUUUCUUUUGGACUUUUAUCAGGCGACAGUUAUAUAUGUAUAGACCUAUGAAAAAAAAUUAAUAGAUGUUGGUGAUACCGAAGAUCAUACUGUUUAUAGUCCUUGGGUGAUACAGCGGUAAUCCACGUGUGUCAACAAAGUGUCAAGGGUUCGAGUCCUGCUUGACCCGGAAACACUUAAGACUAGUGUGACCCUCACUAGUCGCGAGUCACUACUAAACAUCGCAGGUUUCCCGGACUCCUGAUUCCUUCUGCACUAGAUAAACCAACGAGCCGAACAUCUACUUAACUUUGGACGUUACCAAGAUUUUAAACGAUAAAGUUUAAGUGAGAAUAAACUGAAAAAACCCAGAUAAUUAAUACUAGUAAUUAAAACUAUUUAGUAUAUGCUGCAAAAAUACGUGAAAGAAAACGGAACGUGUACCACCUUGUGGGGUUGGGAUAUCAAGGGUUGCUGGUCAGACGCAUUUCUGUUAUCAUCUCACGGCCGUAACCUGCUCCAGGAACACCAUGCCAUCACGAGUAGCAGACUCAAGGGAGGAAGAAGCCAGAGGGGAGGUGCUACUGAAACCAUCCUCAGAUAUCGUCACCUUUCAAGCCAGCAAUGGGGGUGGAGUGGCAGAUCAUUUGUUUGAGGAGCAGGAACCUAAUUGGGUUUUGGAGACAUUGGCAGAGAGGCAAGCUCGACGUCGUUCGCAUUAUGUUAUUUACCUCACCACCUUCGUCAUGUCUAUAGGCUUCUCCAUUGUACUGACGGGGGUGUGGCCUUACUUGCAGCAGCUUGAUCCUGGAUCAUCAAAGGUAUAUUUCGGUUGGGUGGUCGCUGCUAACCCUCUGGGACAGAUGCUGGCCUCACCCUUACUAGGAUGGUGGGCCAACAGGGCGAAAUCCAACAGGCGUUGUUUCCAGCUGUCGUUGACCGUCUUCGCUAUAGGUAAUGGCCUUUAUGCCAUUCUCAGUGUGUUUGGGUCUGCAGCACUACCUAUCAUGUUCGUCUCCCGCUUCCUUGUAGGCAUCAGCUCAGCUAACAUUGCCAUUGUGCGGUCUUAUAUAUCCACCUCAACCACCACGAGUGAGAGGACAACAGCUGUGGCAUUAACGUCUGCUGCACAAGGCCUUGGCUUUAUCAUCGGUCCUGCUGUCCAGGCUGCACUGGCUGUAGCAUUUGCACACACUUCCCCCAACUCCAGUAACUCUACCCUGACUAAUGGGACAAUGAGUGAGACACUAGUAGACACAGAUGCACCAACAAUUGAGUUGAACAUGUAUUCAGCAACAGGAUGGAUUGGUGUUUUUCUUGGCGUAACAAACCUCUUCCUCUUCUUCCCCUGUACAUAUCAGGAACAUCCCAUAGCAGCUCGAGAAGCCCAACUUCAGAGGAGACUAAACAGGGAUGAGAGCACAAAGCUGCCAAAACCAGAUUAUGUUCCUUUGGUUGGAGUUAUUUUCUCUUUCUUUAAUUUCCUUUUUAUUUAUGUGUUAUUAGAAACUAUUAUUGUACCCAUGUGUAUUGAUCUGUAUGCUUGGACAGAUGAAAAAGCUAUAACACUUGUAGGAAUUGGUCUUAGUGUGGCAGGAGCAUUUUCUGUAGUUAUGUUUGCAUUAUCGAGUAUUUUGACGAAAAGGUACGAUGAACGUAAAGUUUUAAUAAUUUUAGGGAUAAUACCACUGAUAUUAGCUAAUUUAAUUCUUUUCCCAAUGGGCAGCAAUUAUCCUAAAAUGAAAAACUGCAGCACAGAUGAUCCACUUCAUAUUGAAACUUUCAGUAAUCUUACAACUUUUGCCCCACAAACUACAGAUUUACUUUUAACAACUUUACCGGGAGAUCUGCCGGUUAAUAUAGUUGACAUGGAAAGGAGACUUUUAACAGCAUUAGCAGGAGAAAUAAACAUAAUCAGUGAAGAAAAUACUACUGGUACUCCAAUACCAUCAGUAGAGGAGGUAACUCUUCUCAGUGAAGGGUUGGAACCUUCAACAACCAUACAGGUAGAGCUGAUAAGUACUGCUUCUGAACCUAUAGUCUCUCCAACACCAAGAGAGAGACACAUUAUACCAGGUGAAAUGUACUUCAAUAAUUCAGAAGCGAGAACUCUGUCAAGAAGACGAAGACAUGCAAUUCGUCGGGAAACAUGUGAUGAUUUGGGGUGUCCACCAGAACAGAAAUGGUGUCUUUACACUCCUAUUAUUGAAAUACCACAGCUAAUUGUCGGAACAUUUAUGGCUUCAGUUGGCUACCCAGUGGCCUUCACAUUAGCAAGUUCUCUUUUCUCCAAGUUGUUAGGUCCUAAACCUCAGGGAGUUUGGAUGGGAAUUCUCACCAGUGCAGGCAGCCUAUCCCGUGUUACUGGCCCAAUAUGUGUGUCAUACAUGUAUACUGUAUUAGGCACUAGGUGGACAUUUGGUGUCCUUUUUUUACUUAUGAUAUUAACAUUUAUUAUAAAUCUCUGUCUGUACAGGAGACUAGUGCCCAUGAAAGUAGUAAGAAAUUUAAAAUGAUAACUGUACAAAGUUAUUUAUUAUAUAAAGGAAGAGUGAAAGUGAAGUAUUGAACCUAACAUAUCGUUCUGGCAGAGGCUGUACCCAGGCAGCUCUCAUGAUAAAAGGCUCGUUGUUGUAGAUUUUCAAUACAGUAUUCAGGUGUCUCCCUUUAUUUUUGGCUAGUCCAUUAUUAUAUGAUUCACAAAUGGGAAACAUCUGGAUAGUAUAUCUUGAGUACUGUACACAGAAAUGGAUAUGUGGAUAGGCAGACUUUGCCAUACUCUUUUCUCGUGAAAAUUAGAAUAGAUUACCACAAAUAUGUCACAUAAAGUAGAUCAGACCAAAUAAUACCCAAAUUAUUCAAAUGCAAGAGGUGGGAAUGGUCAGUGAUGGGGAAUGUAAGUCACUCCUUAGUGCCUGGCUUUAGCUUUUGAGUCUUAUUUUCUGCCUCAAUCCUUUCUUCCAGGUGACUUAGGAUCAUAAACGCUGGAUUGUUUCUGGAAGUCCUGUUUUAUAACCGAGUUAGGAUGAGGAGACUCGAGAGUCCUCCCUCUUAUUGGAUAUAUACAGCUUGGUUAGACUGAUGCUCGGUCAUGGAUAUCAAUUCAGCCAAUGAUAAAUAAUGGAAAGCAAAAUUAUGGAGGUUUUUGUUGUACUGUACCUAAACUUAUCAACCCUCAGCCUUCUGUGGUUUCUCAGGCCCUUGCUAUGGUGCUUCUACUAAUUCUUUGUUUAGUGCCAGAUGCCUUGAGUGUGGUCAGCUGGUCAUCAAAUGAGCUUCCUGACUAUGGAGUGUCUAGUCAUAAAAGCCUGAUAUGAUAUCUGAAUUACUCCUGAUAAAAUUAAUGCAAUUCUUAGUAAUAUAUUUUUAGGCUAUAAAGCAGUGGUCCCCAACCUGUCGUUUGCAAGCACCAUGGCACCCGCGAAACCAUAUUAUGGAGUCCGCGAAGGUUUAUUUGAAAAUUGUGAAUUAUUUGGGAUUCUUUGUAAGCGUUAAAUUUAUGAAAAUAUGUAAUAACUUGGUACAAAUUUACAGUUUGAGAAAGAGAGAGAGAGAAAUUGCGUGUUUGUCCUGAGUCUAUCGUGUACAGCCUUCUCACUGGGGUAAAUACACACGUCCUGUCCAGAGUAAAUGUAAAAAGUUUGUUAGUUCGUGUAAAACUGCAAAUAACUGUACAGUAUAUAUGAGAUUUUAUUUUCUUGAAUGUAGAUCCAAAGUUUUGGCGCCCUCCACUUUAUUUACAAUGAUAAAUGUGGCCCAGAGUCUACAAAAGGUUGGGGACCACUGCUACAAAGACUAACCAUACAAAAUGUUGCUAUACUGUAUGCAGUGAAGCCACAAAUCCAAUGUUUUCUUUUGCAGUAGCCAGAGUAAAGUAUCACAUAGUGGUCUUUUGGAAAAUAAAAGAACACAGAUUCAAAAUGGCAAGCCAGCACCUUAUUUUUUCAUAUGAACUCUCACAUAAUAAAAAAAAAGCCUGAAUUACAAAUAUGUUUCCUUCAUAUCAGGGAGCUAGUUAUUAGGUAUAUUUGUGUGAAAUCAGUUUAGGUUUGAUUUAAUACAUAGGCUCUUCAGGUCAUAUUGGUGGUGAUGUAUUGUUUACAGUACUGUAUACAGUACGGGCACAUAAAAACUUAAUUAAAGUUGUUGGGGUAAAUUAGACCCAAGUACUGUACUGUACUACUCUCCUGUGAUAUACCAAAACAAAUACACUACCAAAGCAUGAAGCAUACCUAUAACUUCAUAAGAGAAUAAAUACAGUAAAAAUAAUUUGUACAGGUGUAACUGAAGGAGGGUUGUGAUAAAUAGGAAAAUACGAGUACCUGGUUAAUAUAUUUUGGGAAGUUUAUAUGUUAAAUGUAAUAUGUACUGUGCAAUGAAGAAGAAAAAAAGAAGUCUAUGCAGAUCUCUUAUAGUCUGUCUAUAUUGUUGUAAAUAGGUAUUAAUUUUUGUACAGUGUCUUGUUGCCUAAAGAUAAUUUGUGUAAAUAUAUGAGUAUCCAGUAAUGUACUAUGUGAAUAUAAUACACUGGCUUAUGUAAUACAAAUUGCAGCAUUUGUAAGGUGCUUCUCAACGCAUACCAGAUUAUUAUGGCUUUUCGAUCACAGAGAAUUGUUUGCUUUAAUAGUAGAACUCUGUAUAAUAUAUUUUGGAAGAGAUCUCAAUUUUAUUCUGUACAGUAAACCCUCGAUAACUCAGAAUUUCAUGUAACUCGGCAUGGAUAUGGUCUCGGAAUGUAUUAUAGUACAGUAUAACUCGGGAAAUGCCGAGAUAUAUAAAAUUAUA
This is a messenger RNA of Homarus americanus (American lobster), 5396 nucleotides long. Its product is annotated as major facilitator superfamily domain-containing protein 8-like. The record is from RefSeq and is a predicted model, not a curated record. Gene Ontology annotation, cellular component: lysosomal membrane. Gene Ontology annotation, biological process: transmembrane transport. The transcript has 8 exons. Gene Ontology annotation, molecular function: transmembrane transporter activity. The coding region runs from base 1142 to 3127 and encodes 661 amino acids. Lineage: Eukaryota; Metazoa; Arthropoda; Malacostraca; Decapoda; Nephropidae.